GCAUGCUCUUUUUCAUUUUUAUUCAUAAUAUUUUAUCUCACUUUGAAAAGAAUGAUUUGGAGAAUGGAAUUUGAAGGGAAAGCAGUGAAAAUGUCCGGAAAUAGUGAACCGCCUCUUGACAAAGUUAUUAAGGAAAUUAAGAGCAUUCUUAAUCCGCUCGGACCCUACUGUGAACAAUGGAAUAGGAUAUUUCUACUAUCAACUGUAAUUGCACUCUCAAUUGAUCCUGUGUUUUUCUACAUCAUUGUGGUCAAUGAAGAUAAGAAGUGCCUUCUUUUGGACACCGAAUUGGGGGUUACAACAAUUGUUCUGCGUUCAGUUAUUGAUUGCUUUUAUAUUAUAUGCGUUGCUUGUCAACUUCAGACUGAUCUUUUUGCUCCUUUCUUACAUAUAAGAGAUAAUAUGGACAAAAAUUGCUGGAAAAUAGUGAGGAGAUAUUUGUUGUCAUGGUUCUUUCCGGUUGACAUACUUGCAGUUCUUCCCCUUCCACAGGUGGUGAUUUUACUUAUUAUUCCAACAAUGAAACGGUUGAGAUUUUUGGAUGCCAUGGGUGUGUUGAAAUCUGUCGUUAUCUUGCAAUACAUACCAAGGGUUCUUCGGAUUUAUCCAUUGUUUAAGAGGCACAAAAGUUCUCCUGGCAUACUUUCUGAAGCUGCAUGGGUGAAUGCUGCAUUCAAUCUCUUACUUUACAUCCUUGCAGGUCAUUUAUUAGUAACUAAUUACUCAUCAAUGGUUGAUAACUGCAAGUCCAGGAAUGCACAUGACCUACUUCCUAGAAGCUUCUUCUUCCUAGACAUUGUAUUGAUCUAAGGAGUUCUGUCCAAUGCUUCACCAGCAUUUAAUUUUUAAAAGCUUAUUUGGCAAAUAAAGCUUAAAGGCUCCU
Messenger RNA from Rubroshorea leprosula, 883 nucleotides. The record is from the annotation of a GenBank genome assembly. Lineage: Eukaryota; Viridiplantae; Streptophyta; Magnoliopsida; Malvales; Dipterocarpaceae.